Molecule: messenger RNA, 1508 nt
Organism: Populus nigra (black poplar)
Lineage: Eukaryota; Viridiplantae; Streptophyta; Magnoliopsida; Malpighiales; Salicaceae
Product: patellin-4-like
Exons: 2
Coding region: 277-1257 (326 amino acids)
Molecular function (GO): lipid binding
Source: RefSeq, a predicted model, not a curated record
UGCAAAUAUCCUGCGCCUAAACCGCAACUAUUGUUAGCUAUUGCAUAAUUUUGGCUCAGGCCUAAGUGGUUGGACUUCAGCAACCAUCUAGCUUUUAAGUCGAAGAUGUCCUGAAUAUAUCACCUGUCUUCCUCGAAAAGUGGAAAAACAUCUCAUAUUACCUUUUCCACUCUGCCUCAAUUUCUGUCUGCAUCCCCCUCUUCCUCUUCUCAUUGAAUCCCAGCGGCUGGAUGGCCUCGGGGUUCAGCUCCCUGUAGGUAUUGUCCAUUUCUUCGGAUGAUUGAAUCUUCAUAUCAACAACAAUUAAUGGAGGAGAAAAUUGAGAAGAGACACCAAGACAACGAAGACAGGAUGAUUAAAAAAGGGCAGGAAGAGGGUAAUGGGAAAAAAGUCACCUUCCAAGACCAAGAGAUCUACAUAGAAAAUCUUGAUCAAUCAGCUGUUCAAGAAAAUGAAGAAACAGCUGAUUCUAUUGAAUUGGAGAUGAGAAAGCAGAAGGCCUUGAACAAAUUCAGGAGCAUGGUGGAAGGUGCAAUUAUUGAUAAUUACCUUCUAGAAAAACCCAAAAAGAGUUUCUUAAGGAGAGAAUCAGAGAGGGAGAAACAGCAGCAGAGGGAGAUUAGCCUUUGGGGUGUGCCUUUAUUGCCAAGUAAAGGCCAUGCGAGCACCGAUCUUGUGCUGUUAAAAUUCCUGACAGCAACGGACUUUAAGGUUAACGAAGCUUUCAAGAUGCUUCGCAAUGCUCUGAAAUGGCGGAACGAAUGCAGGAUAGAUGCUAUUCGUGAAGAGAAUUUGCAUCUCGGCCUUGAAAAAUUUGUGUACAUAAAUAGCGUCGGAAAACAAGGUCAGCCUGUGCAUUAUAUUUUGUACGGGGCUUUCAAGGACAAGGAAUUGUACAGGAAAGUAUUAGGAACAGAAGAGAAUCGCGAAAAGUUUUUGAGAUUAAGAAUCCAACUCAUGGAGAAGAGCAUCGAGCAACUUAGUUUCAAAGCUGGAGGGGCAGAUUCUAUACUUCAGAUUACAGAUCUCAAGCACUCGCCAGGGCCAGAAAGGGAGGAGUUCCGUUCAGUCCACAAAAGGACCUCCACAUUGAUUCAAGCCAAUUACCCUGAGCUCAUUCAAAAGCAUAUUUUGAUAAAUGUUCCAUUUUGGUACUACACAUCCCGUUUUCUAACAUCCAGGCUCAAGCAUCAGAGAGGUAAAAAGAAGGUUGUUCUUGCUAGACCAUCAAAAGUCACAAAAACCCUUCUAAAGUGAGCAACAUUGUAAUUAAUCAAAGUAUAUAUAACAUAUGCUUGUUGUAUUAUUAUUAUUAUUAUUUGUAUGCCAAUUGUCUCUUGAACAAUUUGAUCCAACUUUGAUUGCAUAUGUCAAGGCACAUAUCCCCUGAAAACCUUCCAGUUAAAUAUGGUGGUCUGAAAAGAGAGAAUGAUAUCGAGUUUUUUCCAGAGGACAAAGCUUCAGAGCUAAUUGUCAAACCAAAUUCAGCUAGCUGCAUCCAAAUUCCA